Molecule: messenger RNA, 1782 nt
Organism: Suillus subalutaceus
Lineage: Eukaryota; Fungi; Basidiomycota; Agaricomycetes; Boletales; Suillaceae
Product: cytochrome P450
Exons: 11
Coding region: 202-1734 (510 amino acids)
Molecular function (GO): iron ion binding; oxidoreductase activity, acting on paired donors, with incorporation or reduction of molecular oxygen; monooxygenase activity
Source: RefSeq, a predicted model, not a curated record
UAACUUCCUUCGGGGGCCGAGGCCCAAUCUGUCACUUGUGGGUUUCCACUGAGAUUGAUGAUCUUCUAAAUUCCAGUGAAAUUAAUGAGGCCUCGUGACGGGCGCAAGAAACCUGAGUUUGAUCAUAAAUAAAACGUGGUCCGCAGAUAGGCUUAUCUGAUCCUUCAAAUCCCACCAAUCGUCCUCUCCUAGUACUAGACCAUGUUGACUCUCACCAACGUCACUGGGCUCGACCUAUGCCUUGCUUGUGUUGGAGUGUAUCUGCUUAAGCAGGUAUUUAACAAGUUGAAGAACCCUGCAUAUCCCCCUGGUCCUCCGGGGUGGCCUCUCAUCGGGAACGUCCUGGACAUGCCCCACAUCAAGCCCUGGCUCACCUUCACGGAAUGGGGCAAGAAGUAUGGUCAUAUGUCGCAUAUCGAGGUUCUGGGUCAACACAUCGUGGUGCUGAACUCUGUCGAGACUGCGAUGGACAUGCUGGACAACAAGAGCGCUAUGUACUCUAACCGUCCUAUUUUUCCUGUUGCUGGCAAACUUAUUGGCUGGGAAAACGUUACGAGUCUCCUCCCUUACGGCGAUCAUUUACGCCGGCACCGCAAAAACUUUCACAGCGUCAUUGGCACCCGCGCUGCUGCGGGCAUAUACAACCAGGUCGAGGAGGUGGAGACUCGCCGAUUCCUCAAGCGUGUGUUCACGAAACCCGAUCAACUACUGGCACAUGUUCGACACACCACUGGAGCUGUCAUUCUGCGCAUCUCUCAUGGUUAUGAGGUGAAAGAGAACGACGAUCCCUUCGUUGACAUUGCAGACCGCGCUCUAGACCAGGGGUCGCGUGCCACCGCUCCUGGUGCCUUCAUGGCUGAUGUUGUGCCAUUCUUGGUCAAGGUCCCCGAAUGGUUCCCUGGUGCUGGCUUCAAGCGCCUGGCUCGCGAAUGGCACGACACCCUCGAAGAGAUGGUUUCUGCACCGUACAAGUUUGUCGUGGAUCAGAUGGCUGCUGGCAUUGCCCCGGAGUCUUUCACCUCGAAUCUGUUGGGAGGCAGUCCUUUGUCAGCGGAAGACGAGCACGUUGUCAAAUGGUCUGCUGCAACUCUAUAUGCCGGCGGUUCCGACACGACUGUUUCUGCUAUCAACUCGUUCUUCCUAGCCAUGACACUAUUCCCUGAUGUGCAGAAGAAGGCUCAGGCUGAAAUAGAUGCUGUUGUCGGUCCUGAUCGUCUUCCCUCCUUCGCCGACCAAGGCUCUCUUCCCUAUAUUGAAGCACUUGCCAAGGAAGCCCUACGAUGGCAUACUGUUAUCCCUACCGGUUUUCCCCACUGUGCCUCUGAGGACGACAUCCAUGACGGGUACUACAUCCCAAAAGGUUCCAUGGUCAUACCUAACAUCUGGUUCAUGCUCAAUGACCCCGAGAGAUAUGCCAACCCUUCGCAAUUCAACCCUGAACGCUUUUUGGCCAAUGACGGAAAGAAGCCCGAGACAGAGCCCCGCACGAUCUGCUUCGGCUUUGGAAGACGUAUUUGUCCAGGUAUCCACCUCGCUGAAGCCUCCGUCUGGUUAUCUAUCGCGAUGUCACUGGCCGUGUUCGAUAUCUCGAAGGCUGUCGAGAACGGUAUUGAAAUCAUCCCUGAGGUUGAUCCAUUAUCAGGCACGAUCAGCCACCCAAAACCCUUCAAGUGUUCCAUUAAGCCUCGCUCUUUGAAAGCCGUCGCGCUCAUUGAGCAGGAUGCGAACUAUUAAGCAUGUGAAGACGAAAUACGAGGCUGAGGAAAGUACUUACUGUGGGUG